AUGAAUUCAUUGGGUUCCUGCCAAAGGCAGGAGGCACCUGGCUGCAAAGCUGCCUUAAGCAAAGUUCUGGAGGGAGGCUCUUUCAAUCCACCAUCCACCUCCCCACCGGUGCUUCCAGGGCUCUCCUGGCUCCACUGUGAGAUGCGACCAGCUUGUCAUGUGAGAGCUGACUGUUCAGCCUCAGAGCACACACCAAGUGAGGAAACCGCCUCUCUGGCUCUCGGUCAAGGGUCACAGGAUCAAGAUUCCACCUCCUUCUCCCCAAUCCUAUCUCCUCUACUCAGUCCAGUCCAGUCUCUCCAGGCAUGUGCCCAGCAGGUCACUGUGAAGCACACGUGUGUACCUGUCCUGGGUGUGCAAUCGUGA
Messenger RNA from Rangifer tarandus platyrhynchus (Svalbard reindeer), 366 nucleotides. Lineage: Eukaryota; Metazoa; Chordata; Mammalia; Artiodactyla; Cervidae. The record is from the annotation of a GenBank genome assembly.